AUGAGCCCUCGUCCCAUCCGUAUUGCCGGUGCUUCAGGCUCGGCCUCUGACCGGCGCCAUGCCAUCGCAGAGUUCGCUCGCAACUAUCCCCUGGACCCAGUCGACGUUGUCAUUGCCGAUUUCCUGAGUGAAGCCAACAUGGUCACUGGGGCUGCACGCCGCGUAGGUCAGGGUACACAGAAUCCAGGCCCUCAGGGGAUACCAACUGCCAACUUACCGGGCUAUGAACCAUCAUUUCUCCUGGCCCUACAGCCUGCUCUUGACGACCUGGCCAAGCAUGGCAUAAAGCUAGCGGUCAAUGCGGGGAAUACAGACACAGAAGGUCUCUUUAAAGCAGUAACACAAAUGAUACAAGCAAAGGGGCUAAACUUAAAGGUGGCUUGGGUCUCUGGUGACGAGGUUCUUUCUACCGUUCAAUCUGCCCUAUCGUCCGGAAAAUCCACGUUCAAAAAUGUCUACACAGGAGAAGCACUUUCAGACUGGGAUUUCGAACCCAUCUUCGCACAGUGUUACUUGGGAGGCCUUGGAGUCGCUGCAGCAUUCACCCAGGGGGCCGAUAUCGUUCUCUGCGGUCGAGUAUCAGACGCAUCACCGGUAAUCGGCGCCGCAGCAUGGUACCACGGUUGGAAACGCAGCGACCUCGACCAACUAGCCAAUGCGUUCGUGGCCGGCCAUCUCAUCGAAUGCAGCAACUACGUCUGUGGGGGGAACUUCACCGGCUUCAAAUCCCUCGAGAAAGUCGGCAAGGACGGCUGGUCUAACAUCGGAUACCCCAUUGCAGAGAUCUCGACAGACGGUCAAACGGUCAUCACGAUGCAAUCCUAUGCUACCGGUGGUGCCGUCACCGUCGACACCUGCUCAUCCCAGCUCUUAUACGAGAUCCAGGGUCCCUGGUACUUUAACUCCGAUGUUACCGCCGUGCUCCCAGAUCUCUACUUCGAACAGAUUGGUGCCAACCGCGUCGCGUUACGUGGCGUCCAGUCUGCACCGCCCCCUCCGACGACGAAAGUUGGCAUCACAGCCCGGGGAGGAUUCCAGGCCGAGAUGUCAUGGUAUCUAGUAGGACUAGACAUCGACGCAAAAGCACGCAUGCUGGAGGAUCAAAUCCGAAAGAUUCUCGCACCCCACUCGUCGAAACUAAUGGCUCUGAAAUUCAGCAUCCUUGGUUCAGUACCAGAUAAUCCUCACGACCAGAACAGCGCUACUGUCACUUUUCGAACGGUCGUUCAGGCCAGAAAUGCAGACGACCUCGCUCCUACUUACUUCCUCCGUCGCAUCACCGAUAACAUCAUGCAGGGCUACCCCGGUGCGACAUUCAACUUGGAUACUCGUCAGGGGUUCCCCAAACCCGUGUACGAGUACUACGUAUCUCUCCUCCCACAAGCAGAUGUGAAACAUCAAGUUCAUCUCCCCUGGUCAAACAAAAUCAUCGAUAUCCCUCCUCCCCCCGUGACAAAGGAAUUCCCCCCUCGUCAACCCUCACAGUAUGAAACAGUAAUUUCCGUCCCAGCCAACGGAAUCCCAGACUUCGGACCGACCGUGCGCGGACCCCUUGGGUGGAUUGUCCAUGCCCGGUCUGGUGAUAAGGGCCCCGACGCGAACUGUGGGUUCUGGGUGCGUCAUGGUGACGAGUACCUAUGGCUUCGCUGGUUGCUGUCCACUCCGAAGAUUAGGGAGCUGUUAGGGGAUGAAUACACCGCUCAUCCACUGGUAGAGGUUGAGCGGUUUGAGAUGCCGAAUUUGCAUGCGGUGCAUUUCUUGUUUCGGAAUCUGUUGGAUCGCGGCGUGGGGAUUACGACCACCGUGGAUUUUCUGGGGAAGAAUGUUGCUGAGUAUUUGAGAGCCAGAUGGGUGAAUUUGCCGGUGAGGUUUUUGAAUAGGGGAAAGCUGUAG
This is a messenger RNA of Aspergillus tanneri, 1893 nucleotides long. RefSeq names its product acyclic terpene utilization AtuA family protein. The coding region runs from base 1 to 1893 and encodes 630 amino acids. NCBI's taxonomy places the organism in Eukaryota, Fungi, Ascomycota, Eurotiomycetes, Eurotiales, Aspergillaceae. The transcript is spliced from 3 exons. The record is from RefSeq and is a predicted model, not a curated record.